CAGAAGUUUCUUUUCCAUGGUCUAUAAAGGCCAGAGAAAAAACUGUAGGAUCAGUCAACAGACGAGCGAACCCAGAGAGUGAGGACUGAGAGAGAUCGUGCCAAGUUCUGCCAGAAUGAAAAACGAAAACCUUGACAUCAGUAUGAAAACAUUUCAAGGUAUCCCAAGAGAAUGAUGCUUCUAUAGCUGCUCAACAACCAGAAGACAGAAAGGAUGUGGGUAACCAACGUUGUAGUUCUGUGCCUCCUGGCCGUUGCGGCCUCCGGAGAAGACAAGAAGAAGCUGAGCAGCCAUGCCACCACCAUGGCUGACAAGAGCGCCAACCUGGCCUUCAGCCUCUACCACACGGUGGCCAAGGAGAAGGGCCUUGACAACAUCCUGAUAUCCCCUGUGGUGGUGGCCUCCUCCCUUGGCAUGGUGGCUCUCGGGGGCAAGGCAUCCACCGCUUCCCAGGUCAAGUCUGUCCUCAGUGCUGAUGCCCUGAAUGAUGAGCACCUGCACACAGGCCUGUCAGAGCUCCUGACUGAGGUCAGCGACCCCAAGACCCGGAACGUCACAUGGAAGAUCAGUAACCGCCUCUACGGCCCCAGCUCGGUCACCUUCGCCGACAACUUUGUGAAGAGCAGCAAGAAGCACUACAACUAUGACCACUCGAAGAUCAACCUCAGGGACAAGAGGAGCGCAGUGAACUCCAUCAACGAAUGGGCGGCCAAGUCGACAGACGGCAAGCUGCCUGAGAUCACCAAGGAUGUGCAGAAUGCUGACGGAGCAACAAUCGCCAACGCUAUGUUCUUCAAGCCUCACUGGGAUGAGAAGUUCCAUGAGAAGAUGGUAGACAACCGUGGCUUCCUGGUGACCCGUUCAUUCACAGUUUCUGUUCCCAUGAUGCAUCGCACCGGUCUCUAUAAGUUCCAUGAUGACACAGAGAACAGGUUGUUUGUGCUGGACAUGCCACUGGGCCAGAAGCAGUCCAGCCUGGUGUUCAUCAUGCCCUAUCACCUGGAACCCCUUGACAGGCUGGAGAAGCUGCUGACCCGCAAGCAGCUGGAAACCUGGAUGGGCAAGAUGGAGGAGAGGGCCGUGGCCAUCUCUCUGCCCAAAGUCAGCAUGGAGGUUAGCCACAACCUCCAGAAAACUCUUGGUGAACUUGGUCUGACCGACGCUGUGGACAAAACCAAGGCCGAUCUGUCCAACAUCUCCGGCAAGAAGGACCUGUACCUCUCCAACGUGUUCCACGCCUCUUCAAUGGAGUGGGACAUCGAGGGGAACCCCUUCGACACCAGCAUCUUCGGAAGUGAGAAGCUGAGGAACCCCAAGUUGUUCUAUGCUGACCAUCCCUUCAUCUUCCUGGUGAAGGACAACAAGACCAACUCCAUCCUCUUCAUCGGCAGAAUGGUGCGACCCAAAGGAGACAAGAUGCGUGACGAGUUGUAAUAGUUAAUGGACAGUUUGAGAGAUACGGUUACUGAUUGAAUCAUGCCAGGAAAUGGUACAUGUAUUAUGGUAUGACUGUUACCCCAAGAACACAUUCCAAUAGGGCAUCUGUGGACUGAAUAUCUAGACCUACUAUUGUAUCAGACACAUUAAGCACUCCCAGGGAACAGGAGUGUAUAUGUUUGAAUGAAUGCUGUUUGGCCUUUGCAAUGUGCCAUAAUCAAUAACAUUGUCAGUCUGCAUUUCAAUACAUUUCAGGAAAAAGCCGAACACCACAAGUGCCUUUUUAGAGUACCUGAACAUUGAAUAGCAGACGACCCGACAGCAUGCUUAUAUUAAGUAUGAUCUCUCUGAUUUUUGCCUUCCAUAAAAUCAGACAUUUUCCACCGUUCUUUUCACCAGUAUAGGUUUGGCUUCUCUCUCUUAUUGGGUUUGUGAUAUGCGUGAUUAGUUGCAUUAUCUUUAAUGUUUAAAGAGAAAAAGUUUGUUGCACAAGUGUACUACAAGCUAUUUUCAUGUCUUACUAUUUUCCACUUUCCACCCUGCAAAGUACAUUUCUCAUGCUUUCAGUUGUUUUUGCCUCCCAGCUGCAUUGAAACUGUUCCUCUGCAGUCUUUGAUUUGAUUGAAUUAUCUAUGCCAUUUGCCAACCAAACUGUAUGACCGUUGUAGGCAUUUACCACUAAACCUUGGAAUGUUGCCAUAAUGCAAUGUGGUGUCCUUUUUGACUCUUUUUUUUCAAUAAAAAGAAACCUAAAAUAAA
This is a messenger RNA of Oncorhynchus mykiss (rainbow trout), 2196 nucleotides long. The record is from RefSeq and is a predicted model, not a curated record. NCBI's taxonomy places the organism in Eukaryota, Metazoa, Chordata, Actinopteri, Salmoniformes, Salmonidae.